Molecule: messenger RNA, 3290 nt
Organism: Nerophis lumbriciformis (worm pipefish)
Lineage: Eukaryota; Metazoa; Chordata; Actinopteri; Syngnathiformes; Syngnathidae
Source: RefSeq, a predicted model, not a curated record
AACACUUGGAAUUUUGCAUUUACUGGAGUCCUGGAAAGCUACUCACACAUGUGCCCUGGUAGGGUUUUUCUUUCAAUGAAACUCCUCAACAUGAUUGACGCUGGACUUUGUUGAUCAAGCCUGGUCGUGAGGCCCUCCCGUCCUGAUCCCUCCCCACUCUGAGGCAGGUGUGCUUACGACAUCCAGCCAGUGCUGGCCAAGGCCCCAAAAACAGAGAUGGAGGGACCCAUGCAAACACCACAGCCCCCCAGGCCCUGCAGCUUGGCCAAAGAAGCUGGGAAAUCAUGCUGGAGCUUGGAUCCCAGGGUGGUGGUGCUUCUGAUGACUUUGGCUGGCGCUGUCAUCCUCCUGCUCCUCUACAGACUCCUACAAACAAGACACAGGCUGAGGAUGGCGAGUGCUAGGAAUGCUCUGGAGUACUACAGCUUCUACCACACGGCCACCUACACCCUUAAACAUCCUUCAUCGUACCAGAAGCUGUCAGCUCAAAAUGGGAAAAUUCCAGAGACCUCUUCCCACGUCCAGACUGUCACCACGGCCCCACUUCCAAGCCCACCACCAGUAGGUCGUACAACAUCGUUGCCGCUUCCCCCAGCUCCUGCCCAUCCACCAGAACCUUCACUACCGAUAACGCCGCCUCGACAGACUCUUCCUUUGCCUGUGAUCCACACCACUCAACCAAGCCCACACCUGUCAUGGGGAGCUUGCUCAGAUGUGGAUGUGUACUCUUGCAUUGGAGCUUACAGGCCCUCUAGGCUCUCGAGCCACUCUAGCCAUUCAAAGGUCAUUCUUUUUGAACACUCGUUGCUCUAGUCCGAGUGGCAGACAGGAAUACUGCAUGACUUCCAGUCAAGCAACAGCACUGUCUCUGUUUUUAUCGACUUUCAUUAGGGUAGGGAUGUCAAACAGGUUUUCAUUGAGAGCCACAUCGCAGUUAUGGCUGCCAUCAGAGGGCCGCUUGUACCAGCAAAUAAUUGUAUGAAUUUGCCUCUGGAUUUCAUUAUUAACUAGAAGAGGCAAUUCCUGAAGUACUCCAAUGCUGAAGUUGAAGUGAAAUGCUGACAGACUGUAGUACGAAUGUAAGAAUAGUUUGAAUGUUGGAAUGGUUUGAAUGUUGAAGAGCUGUCGCUGAACUGAAAUGCUAAAGGAAUGUAGGAUGAAUGUAGAAAUGGUUUGAUUGUUGGAAUGGUUUGAAUGUUGAAGAGUUUGAAUUUCCAGGAAAACUGGAAUUUUGGUUUGGAACUUGGGAAUUUGAAUGUCCAGGAUGAGUGGAAUGUGUUGAUGUUGGAAUGGUUUGAAUAGGUUGAAAAAUGUGGGAAUUGUGCAACUUGGAAAAAUGUCCCAUUCAUUUCAAUAGGAACUUCCUGGAAAUUUGGGAAUUUGGGGAAAAGCGGGAUUUUCAGAAACUGAUUAGGAGCAUGUAUGUCCUGAAUGAGCUGAAUUGGUUGGUGUUGGAAUUGUUUAAAUCGGGCAAAAAAUGUUGAAGUAGUAAAUGGUAUUAGGGAAUUUCGGGAAAAUGGGGAAUUUUUUUGAACUUGGAAAAAGGGUAGUUUGAAUUUCCAGAAUGGUGGAAUGUGCUGAAGGUGGAAUGGUUUGAAUGGGUUGAAGAAUGUGAGAAUUGUUGAAGUUUGAAAAAUGGCCAAUUAAUUUUUGAAUGGGGAAAAUGCCCCCCAAAAAAAGGAAUUAUGGGAAAUCCGGGAAUCUUUUUUAUAGUUGUUGAAGUAGAACACACAAUUCUCGAACAGGCUGAAUAUUUUGAAGUUGGAACAGUUUUAAUCAGAUGAAAAAUGUGGGAGUUGUGGAACUUUGAAGAAUGUCCCAUUGAUUUCAGUAGGGAUUUCCACAAAAUUUGGAAAUUUCGGGAAAAGCCGAAUUUUUUUGAAAUUGGUCAAAAAAAAAAAACUUGAAUAGUCUGAAUGAGUUGAAACGGUUGGUGUUGGAAUUUUUCAAAUCGGUUGAGAAAUGUUGAAGUAGUGACAUGCUGAAUUGAGAAAUGGUAUUAAGGAAUUCCUGGUAUUCCGGGGAAAUCGGGAAUUUUUCUAGUUCAAAAAACCACUUUGUUUUUUGUCCUGAUUAAGAGGAAUGUUUUGACGGUGGAAAGGUUGAAAUGGGUUAACAAAUGUGGAAGGAGUAGUCGGCCAGAAAAAAGGGUCGAAAAAAGGUUUGAAAAAACGGGAAUUAUGGGAAUUCCUAGAAUUUUUCUGAACUUGGGAAAACUAUACUUUGAAUGUCCAGGAUGUGUGGAAUAUGUUGAGGGUGGAAUGGUAUGAAUAAGUUGAUAAAUGUGGAAAUGGUGGACGUUUGAAAAAUGGCCAAUUCAUUUUGAAUGGGAAAACCUGGAAUUCUGGGAAAUCUGGGAAUUUUUGGAAUUUGUCAAGGGAAAGCCUGCGAUUCCCGAAUAGGCCAGCCUGAAAUGCUGGUGUCAGGGACAGAUUGUAGGUGUUUUUUUUUUGUUGUGUUUCGCUUAAUUGUAAAAUAUGUGGAUGGAGAGGGGGUGUGACGUUCAUAUGUUGUCAAUAUUCAGUGUUUUAUAGUUCAUAGUUAAUAUUGUAAAUCCCACAUUCUUUAUUUUCAUGUACAUUCUGGGUGUCUCAUUCAUAAAAAAAUGUAAAAUUCCAUUCCGUUUUUUAAGGCGGUCUGUCAUAACGUUUUCAGCAUUUAAUCAGACAUUAUUGUGAGGUUUUGUAUUAAAUAGAUAUACCGGCCCCCAGACCCAUUUUUUUCUCUAAAUUUGGCCCCCGAGUGUUAGAAUAAUUAUGUGUAAGUUAUCACACAACUUUAGUAUGCUUAAAGUCCAUUGUUAUAGUUAUUAGCUAUUGUGUUCAAGCUGUACUUUUUCUAUCUGUGCAAGGACAAAACUUCUUGUCUGAGGGGUGGCCUCAGCCGCAGAUGUUAUCUUUGUUUUAGCCAAGGACUUUAAGGACAUCAACGAAGAUAAGACGACAGCACACAGACGAAGCAGAGACAAGGCGAAAUCACAAGGCCCCAGCACAUUCCGUCACGUAUUGUGCGUACAGCAGCUGCUUUGCAUGAUAUGUGUAACCACUCCUUUUAGAUGUGAUGUUGACUGGGGAACUCCUGAAUAAAUAGAGGGACGCUGGAGCUGUACCUUAGAGCGUAGGGCGAGACUGUGACUAAGUGUGCAGCUCCAUGCGCUCUCCUCAUGAGCUAAAUUGAACUCUGUCUCUGCAUGAUUCCUUGCUUCUUGUCUGUUUAAUAGUUGUCAUCAGUGUUUGAACCUGACACCGAGUCAAAAUAAUUGCCCAGGCCUGUUCUAACCUUUGGCUCAA